Aspergillus alliaceus is the source of this 378-nucleotide messenger RNA. RefSeq lists its product as uncharacterized. The record is from RefSeq and is a predicted model, not a curated record. Bases 1 to 378 code for a protein of 125 amino acids. Lineage: Eukaryota; Fungi; Ascomycota; Eurotiomycetes; Eurotiales; Aspergillaceae. The transcript has 2 exons.
AUGGCUCGAGUUGUCGGCAAAGGGUCACGGUCCUUGCAGCAGUGGAGGCCACAGACCGACUAUGAGCGAUGGCUCGAAGAACACAAUGAAAACUACCAGCCAGGCCCGCGUCAAAGGGCUGAUAGUGUCCAUUCGACACAAUCUGAUAUCACGCAUCUCCAAUCGUAUAAGCCUCAUGGCGAGUUCUUACGCCAAGUGAGUGCUGGGCCGCCUUCCGCACUGGGAGAUGCUUUGGCCGACAGUGCUCGAGGGCAUUGCCCAUAUCAGUUGGACCUAUUUUUUGUCGUAGUUAUCGCACUCCUACAGAUUGCAAAGUACCUUGAAAAGAGACGCCGUCGUGCAGCUGCUCCUUCAAUUCCUGGACAAACAGUCUAUUAA